Molecule: messenger RNA, 2204 nt
Organism: Amphibalanus amphitrite
Lineage: Eukaryota; Metazoa; Arthropoda; Thecostraca; Balanomorpha; Balanidae
Exons: 3
Coding region: 232-1686 (484 amino acids)
Source: RefSeq, a predicted model, not a curated record
AGUACCGGGGCGCGCCGCGACAACUGGGGACAGACGAGCGCCGAAGGUCGAUAAGUCGGGAGCUCAUGAUCGUGCGGGAGUGACAUAACCAGUAACUGACCAAGGACCGCGAGAUAGGGGUUCUGCCUCUCAGUGCUGAUAGGGUGACGGUGUUCACGUGCAUUUCGCUUGAGAACACGAGGAGAAAACGGAUACCGUCGCAUCUAAACAGGCAGUGCACUAGCGAACACCAUGGCUCUGCAGGUGGGGAUCCUGGCGCUGGUGGAAGGCCGCCGUCUGCGCCGGAUGGGCCUCCAGGAGUCGGGCUGGAACCGGCUGUUCCUCCGGCAGCAGGGCACCGGUCUGCUGGUCUACUCGCUGGUCAUAGACUCGCAGCGGCGUCUGGAGCCGGAGCAUGUGCGCAGUGCGCUGGCCGCCCUGCAGAGGCAGUACCCGCUGCUGCGCGCGCGCGUGGAGCGGGUGGACGGCGCCGAGCACCUGGUGGCCGGGCCGUGCCCGGACGUGCCGCUGGCGGUACUUCCCCCGGCCCGUCACUGGCUGGCCGAACACCACCGCCAGCUGCGGCACGUGCACAUCGACCCGGCCGCCGAGCCGCUCUGGAAGGCGGCGCUGCUGCACGAGCCGGCCGGCCUGGCGGCCGCGCCGACAGCGGCGCCGCACCGGGCCGUGCUCUACUUCUGCAUCUGCCAUAGCAUCACGGACGGCUCCAGCAACGGCCUGCUGCUGGGCCGCUUCCUGGAGAACCUGGACCGGCUGGCGGCCGGCGGCCAGCCGGACGUCUCUCAGACGGCCCCGCUGCCCGCUCCGGUGGAGGAGCUCGUCAAGAAGCAGCCGCGGCCGCCGCUGAGCCUGGCGCUGGCGCGCGCCGCGCUGCGCACAAUGAGGGUCUGGUACGGCCGCGAUCAGCACCCGUUCCUCGAUCGGUUCGUGGCACCGCUGGACCCGGACCGGCCGCUGGAGAGCUACUGGAACCAGAUGCUGCCGCAGGUGAUGUCGCAGCCCGAGUCGGAGCGUCUGCGCGCCCUGUGCCGCCAGCACGGGGUGACGAUGAACGCGGCCGUGUCGGCGGCCGUCAGUCUGGCGGCGGCGCGCCUGCUGGCGGCCCCCGGCGCGCCGGCCGGCGCCGUGUCGCCGCCCGUCUCACUGCCCACUCUUUGGAUGGUCAACAUGCGCCGCUACCUGCCGGAGGCGCGUGGUGUGCCCAUGGCCGGUGCCGGCCUCCUGUUCGACUCUGUGCGUGUGUCUCGCACGGACGGCGACCACUUCUGGCAGCUGGCUGCUCAGGUGCGCGACCAACUGAACGACCACCUCGACAGCCGUCUGCUGCUGAAAACCAUCGAGCCGUUCUACCGCGGCCUCAGCCCUCCCGAGAAGCCGCCGCCGCCGCCGACCGCGCCCGUACCGCCGCGCAGCAAAAUCCUGUACGGCAUCAACAACAUCGGCUCGCUGGACACGGUGUUUCCGCGCACGGUACACGUGCGUGCCGCCGAGCUGCACCGCACGUACCGCGACCACGCCACCACCAGCGCGUUCGGCAGCCACUGCUUCCAGACGGUGGCCGGCCGGCUCUGCUACGACCUGAAUUUUGUGAACGGCCGCGCCGGGCCGCAGCACGCCGAGCGCUUCUCUCGGGAGGUGAUGCAGGUGCUCAGGGAGGUGGUCGGCGACGGGCAGGGCGGACAGUGAGGGAGGGGAUACACCGGAAUACGCCGGGCAGGACAGGGCAGUGAGGGAGGGGAUGUGCCGGAAUACGCCGGGCAGGGCAGGGCAGUGAGGGAGGAGUACACCAGAAAGAACUGAGGAAGGGGAUACACCGGACAGAACUGAGGGGGGAUGCUAGGGAGGGGAUACACCGGAUAGAACUGAGGGGGGAUACUAGGGAGGGGAUACACCGGAUAGAACCGAGGUAGGGGAUACUCCAGGCAGGGCAGGCGCCAGACAGUGAGGGACGGGGGACGGCGCCGGGUGGGGAUACCACAGGGAUGACGCACAAGGAUCGGACCACGUGGAUCGGAUUGGAACUGGGGAACUUUUAGCUGCAGUCUGAGCCCAGACUGAGACCAAGUUUACACUUUAGUGUGAACAGUGUUUCCGCUAUAGCGGAAAAGGAAGUAAAUCAAUAAUUGUGCUCUGCAUGCAGUGUACCAUUGCAUGCCUUCAAAAUAGAUUUGACAGCUAGGACUUGGAGUCUUCCCAGAAAAGCU